ACGGAUUGAAGUUUCGUAACUUGGGAUAUAAAUAUUUGUAUUUCUCCAAUUAAUUUGAAAACGUUUUUGAGAGAAAGGAAAUUGGUAUAAGGAUAUAAUCUUUUUUUCCUUACAAAAUGGAUACAAAGUUUGACGUUACUUUGAGAUAUGAUGUUCAUUUAUUGAAAUAUGUAAAAGUUGAUACACAUUCUAAGACAGUUCAUACCGGUUGGCUUAAAGACAUUGAUCCCCUUACAGGAAAUUUAGUAUUGGUUAAUUUUAACGAUAACGGUUCCAGAAAUGAAUCUGUAAUUCUGAUUAAAGGACAUAGUUAUAAAAGUGUAGAAGUAGUGCGCGAAGAUGAACUUAUGAAGAAUGCAAUACAGCAUUUUUUCGAUGAAGAAGCUGCAGAGCGUUUGACAACCCCAGCAAGCGAUAUUAUUAAACGUAAGAAGCGUUUAUUAUCUUGGUUGGAAAGAAAUCGCUUAGAAACUAAAGAGUCUGAUGACAACAUAAUUGUUUGCAACUCGGUUACAAUUCACCCACCUUAUACUUCAGAAGAUUGUGUAAGCUCUAAUGGAAGAGUUCUAGUAAUGACAAGAAAUUUAAUAUCAAGUAUGCCAGAAACAUCGGAAGAAAAUCUUGACAGUGACUGAGAUUUUUAAUCUAAAGAAAGAAAAUGCACAAACCUGUGUUCUUCUGAGGGAAAUUAAAAAUAAUUUCAUUUUGGAUCAUCUUUAGAUAUUUCAUUCAUUCAUUGUAGUUUGAUUGUUUGUAUCUACAUUUUCCUUUUGGAAUAUUUUGCAUUUGUAUGUUGUCAACAUCAUAAUUAAAAUGAGU
Argiope bruennichi is the source of this 819-nucleotide messenger RNA. Its product is annotated as gem-associated protein 6-like. Bases 117 to 635 code for a protein of 172 amino acids. The record is from RefSeq and is a predicted model, not a curated record. The transcript has a single exon. Gene Ontology annotation, cellular component: SMN complex; nucleus. Gene Ontology annotation, biological process: spliceosomal snRNP assembly; spliceosomal complex assembly. Lineage: Eukaryota; Metazoa; Arthropoda; Arachnida; Araneae; Araneidae.